AUGCAAUUCACUUCAUUAGCCACCGUUGCCAGCUUGUCUGCUUAUGCUUCAGCUGCUGCUUACCAAAAUGGUACCAUUGUCACUGUUGAUGUUACCGUUACUGGUUACACCACCUACUGUCCAGAACCAACCACUAUAACUGUCACUGUUUGUGAAGAGUCUGACAUUUGUAAAGCAAGUGAAAUUGAAGUUAAAGAACCAACGACUGUUACAAUCACUGAAGAAUGUAUCAUUCCAACUUCUUACACUACCAAUGAGAUCACUAUCACCAAGACCAUCUGUGAAGAAGAAUGUGUCACUGUUGCCCCAGAAUCUAAAGCAGAAGAAUCUACAAAGGCUGCUCCUACUGAAGCUGCCCCUGCUGAAUCUGCCCCUGCUGAAUCUGCCCCUGCUGAAUCUGCCCCUGCUGAAAUUGCUCCUGUUGAAUCUAAACCAGCCGCUGUUGAAUCCAAAGCUGCUCCAGUUCAAUCAGCACCACUUGAAAUUGACACCACUUCUACCAUCUACCAAAAUGUUACUUCAUAUGAAGGUUCUGGUGCUAAGAAUGUCGCUGGUGUUGCCGCUGGUUUGGUAGCUAUUGCCGCUGCUUUAUUAUAA
Molecule: messenger RNA, 597 nt
Organism: Lodderomyces orthopsilosis Co 90-125
Lineage: Eukaryota; Fungi; Ascomycota; Pichiomycetes; Serinales; Debaryomycetaceae
Gene: PGA26
Product: Pga26p
Exons: 1
Coding region: 1-597 (198 amino acids)
Source: RefSeq, a predicted model, not a curated record